CCUGGCCAUGGUCACUGGCCGCGGCAAGUCCGAUCGAGUGAUUCGGACUCCGAAUCACUCAUACCGCAAGAUCAUCCAUCCGUGUAGCAGUCCGGCUGCCAGUAGCUGCCACUCCUCACUUGCAAUUGCAUCUACGUAGAUCGCUAUUUGAUUUCGAACGAGCCAAGAGAAAUCAUGGCGGAAAAGCUAUAAGAAGUUGUCUUCGCGAUCACAAGCGUUCUCAGGCCCUCACCUAUCGGAUUCCCUCGUCAUGCUAUCCAUCUUCCUUUUAUCUCUUCUUGUGCUGAUCAAUAUCAAUAUCAGCCCGCUUGCCGCUCAUUCUAUUUCCGCCCGUUACACUAAGCCCGUUGUAGCCACUUGGUACGCUGGAUGGCAUGCGACUGAAGGUUUCCCGCUUUCUUCAGUCAGCUGGAACAAGUACAACACGAUGUACUACUCAUUUGCAGAGACCACUCCGAGCGUCACUAGCCUGAGCCUGGCAGGCUCUGAUGGUGAGUUGCUCCCUAAAUUUGUUUCUGAGGCCCAUGCACAUGGUGUUGAGGCCCAUAUUGCUGUCGGAGGCUGGACUGGGGGUGUUUGGUUCUCUUCUAACCUCGCCACUGCCAAAAACCGGACGGCGUUUGUCAAAACUGUCGUAGAUUUUGCUGUAAAGUACAAGCUUGAUGGCAUCCAAUUCGACUGGGAGUCCCCGAACGAUCAGGGAAUCGGGUGCAACACCAUUAGCGUGCACGAUACCGCAAAUUUCCUCGCAUUCCUCCAGGAGCUUCGCCUAAACCCAGUAGCAGCAAAGCUCACCCUCUCGGCCGCUGUAGGACUGGCACCCUUCUUCAAUGCUGCCGGAAGCCCUUUGACUGACGUCACUGGGUUUGCGAAAGUCCUCGACUACGUCGCCGUGAUGAAUUACGACGUCUGGGGUUCUUGGUCCUCGACUGUGGGGGCUAACGCACCGUUGAACGAUUCCUGCGCCGCGACCGCCAACCAACAGGGCUCUGCUGUCUCUGCAGUCAAGGCUUGGACGGGCGCAGGGAUGCCAGUCGACCAGAUCGUACUCGGUGUUGCUUCCUACGGUCACUCAUUCAGCGUUUCUCCCUCCAAAGCCUUCGUAUCCCACAAAAAAAAGCUAGUUGCAUACCCCGCCUUCGACACCAAACACCAGCCCUUGGGUGAUAAAUGGGAUAACACCGGGGGCCUCGAUGUUUGUGGCGUUUACGAGGGCUCAGGUGGCACCUUCAACUUCUGGGGUCUCAUUGACAACGGUUUCCUCACCAAAAAAGGCGGGCCUGCUCAUGGUAUCUAUUACAGAUAUGACACCUGCAGUCAGACGCCAUAUGUGUACAACGAGACCUCGCAAGUUAUGAUCUCCUUCGACAACGUCGAAUCGUUUGCUGCUAAGGGCAAAUAUAUCAAGGACACUAAGCUGCGCGGUUUUUCGAUGUGGGAGGCGGGUGGUGAUUACAAGGAUAUGCUCCUCGACUCUAUCAUCGAAGCUUUCGGGUAUCACCAUUAGAUCGUCUCUGCUGUUGCAGGUUCGGGACCACGGUGCCGAAUCACAUUCGUUGACAUAGAUUACUACGUACGUUGCAUAUUUUAUCACAGACACGCUCUUUGUCAUUCUAUCAGCGCUUAUUAGCUGUCUGAAAUGACCCUUCAUUUGUUCAGUGUGGUCGCCGCUGCAUCUUUCGUUACAUGGUUACAGUCACCUUACAGUUUAAGUAGUUAG
Molecule: messenger RNA, 1720 nt
Organism: Suillus bovinus
Lineage: Eukaryota; Fungi; Basidiomycota; Agaricomycetes; Boletales; Suillaceae
Product: glycoside hydrolase family 18 protein
Exons: 5
Coding region: 251-1507 (418 amino acids)
Biological process (GO): chitin catabolic process; carbohydrate metabolic process
Cellular component (GO): extracellular region
Molecular function (GO): chitinase activity; chitin binding
Source: RefSeq, a predicted model, not a curated record